AUGGGCUGGCGCGCCGAGCACCCGCCGCACCUCGCCGCCGGCCUGCUCCUCUUGCUGCUAGUCAACCUGCCGGUAACCUGCCACCAAGAUCACCAAGAUGCCGUGCAUAUCACGGCGAUACUCGGCGAGAGUGUCGUGUUCAACUGCCAGGUGGACUUCCCCGAAGACAUCCCUGUGCCGUACGUGUUGCAGUGGGAGAAGAAGGUAGGCGAAACGGGGCAGGACAUCCCGAUCUACAUCUGGUACGAGAGUUACCCCACCCACAGCGGCGAGGGAUACGAGGGAAGGGUGUCGCGCGUCGCACCAGACUCCCCUUAUGGCGCUGCCAGUCUCAAUCUCACCAAUAUACGGGAAACAGAUCAGGGUUGGUACGAGUGUAAGGUGGUGUUCCUCAACCGUUCCCCGAAUCAGCACAAGAACGGCACGUGGUUCCACCUGGACGUGCACGCGCCGCCUCGCUUCUCCAUCACACCGGAAGACAUUAUAUACGUUAAUUUAGGAGAUGCAAUCAUCCUCAACUGUCAAGCAGAGGGCACCCCGACGCCCGAGAUCCUAUGGUACAAAGACGCCAACCCCGUGGAGCCGUCUGGCACAGUUGGGAUCUUCAACGACGGCACCGAGCUGCGCAUCAGUAACAUCAGACACGAGGACAUUGGAGAUUACACGUGUAUAGCGAGGAAUGGCGAAGGCCAGGUCUCGCAUACAGCAAGAGUCAUCAUUGCGGGCGGUGCUGUCAUAACUAUGCCGCCGUCGAACCAAACGAAGCUGGAGGGCGAGAAGGUGCAGUUCUCGUGCGAGGCGAAGGCCCUCCCCGGGAACGUGACGGUGAAGUGGUUCCGCGAGGGCGCGCCGGUGGCGGAGGUGGCGGCGCUGGAGACGCGCGUCACCAUCCGCCGCGAUGGCGCGCUGCUCAUCAACCCAGUCGCUGCCGACGACUCCGGACAGUACCUGUGCGAGGUCUCCAACGGCAUUGGGGAUCCGCAGAGUGCUUCCGCAUAUCUCAAUGUUGAAUACCCAGCCAAGGUGACAUUCACACCAACGGUGCAAUACCUACCAUUCCGACUCGCAGGUGUUGUACAGUGCUACAUAAAAGCCAACCCCCCACUGCAAUACGUUACUUGGACGAAGGACAAACGUCUACUGGAGCCCUACCAGACCAAGGACAUAGUCAUCAUGAACAACGGCUCGCUGCUGUUCACUAGAGUCAAUCAGAACCACCAAGGCCGGUACACAUGUACGCCGUAUAACGCACAAGGAACGCAAGGAUCUUCAGGUCCGAUGGAAGUGUUGGUCCGUAAACCUCCGGUGUUCACAGUUGAGCCAGAGCCUUUGUAUCAAAGGAAGGUGGGCGAGUCGGUGGAGAUGCACUGCGAGGCGCAGGAGGCGGAGGGCACGCAGCGGCCGAGCGUGGCGUGGCGGCGGCGCGACGGCCUGCCGCUGCAGAAGAACCGCGUGCGCGCGCUCGGCGGCAACAUCACCAUCGACACGCUGCGCCGCCAGGACUUCGGCAUCUACCAGUGCGUCGCCUCCAACGAGGUGGCAACAAUAGUGGCAGACACACAGCUGGUGAUCGAGGGCACACAGCCGCACGCGCCGUACAACGUGUCGGGCACGGCGACGGAGUUCCAGGUGACGCUGCGCUGGCAGCCGGGCUACGCGGGUGGGCCCGACUACAAGCAGGACUACACCAUCUGGUACCGCGAGGCUGGCUUCUCUGAUUGGACCAAGGUCCCCGUCACGCCCUCCGGUGCUACUUCCGUUACUAUAAAUCGUCUCCAACCGGGCACUACGUACGAGUUUCAAGUUAACAGUAAAAAUACGAUCGGUGAGGGAAUGAUGAGCAAAGCUAUAACUAUAAGAACAUUAGAUGUAGGCGCCAGAAUGAAGGUUACUCCAACUCUGCCGGGGCCGGUAGACGAAAAGAUAUUUCAGAACGCACCCGAAGGCUCUGGGCCGAAGCCGGGACCGCCGCGCAACCUGACGGUGACGGAGGUGCACAACGGGUUCCUCAUCACGUGGCAGGCGCCGCUGGAGCGCGCGCAGCUCGUGCAGUACUACACCAUCAAGUACCGCACCGACGCGCAGUGGAAGACGCUCAAUCGAGGACAGAUACGACCGGAGGAGACCAGCUACCUGGUUAAAAAUCUCGUCGGCGGGAGGACGUACUACUUUAGAGUGUUGGCAAACUCGGCAACUAGCUACGAGAGUUCAGAGGAAGUAAAGUUCCCAGUUCCGGCACGAGUGAAACACAAAGCGAUCACUGCGGGUGUAGUUGGUGGCAUACUGUUUUUCAUUGUCGCCAUCAUACUGUCCGUGUGCGCAGUGAAGAUAUGCAAUAAACGGAAGCGACGUAAACAAGAGAAAGCAUACAACAUGGUAGCCGCGCGCCUCACCGACCUACGCGCUGCUGACAGCACUCAAGUGCCUUUUAAAAAAUUUAGUGAACGCGGAAUAUCGAGUGUAGUACAGUGUCUACGGUUCACGGCGAACUGGAUCUGGCCGGCGUCGCGGUGCGGUGACGAGAGCCGCUACUGGGGCGUGGUACGGCGCGUGUCGGCGCCCUCCUCCGCGUCGCCCUCUCCUGCACCCUCCUCCUCCGACGACGGUGGCUUCCUGCCGCGCUCGCGCCCCUCCCCCUCCCCCGCGCCAGUCCUUCCACACGCCGCGCCGCCCUUCCGCGCCUCCUCGCCGGCGCUGGCGCUUCAAUGGCCCGCGUGGCCGCCGUGGCCGCCGUGGCCCGCGUGGGCGCCCUGGUCGCCGCUCCACGUGUCCGACCUCAGCUCUGUUCCGUUCCCGAGCUCCGCGGACGGUUCGUUCCCGACGCCGCCGUUCGCGUUCCGCGCCGUGCCGGGGCGGGCGCGGCGGCACGGCCGGCCUCGGCCCGAGCCGCUGCCGCACGAGGCGUCGCCGGAGAGCCGCUCGUCGUCCAGCGGCUUCGGCAGCAAGAACGCAUCGUCGCAGCACAACCGCAGCAGCCGAACGGGCAGUCUGGCGGAGUGGCGGCCGCCGCCGUACCGGCCUCCGCCCGCGCCGCCCGCCCCGCCCGCAGCGCCCGCGCCACCCGCGCCGCCGCGGCCCGACUCCGGCGCCGCGGUGGACGCGGGCUCCGUGGAUGUGCACUACGAGUGGGACCGCGCCACGCGUACGCCCACGCCCUCCACCCCGGAGCGGACGCGGAUCCGCCCGUCGCGGGACGACGUGGAAGCCCGUGUGCGCGCCAUGAAAGAGGAGUUCUUGGAGUUCCGCAAGCGACAAGCGCUGCGGCGCCGCUCGCCGGAGCCGUUGGCGCCGCCGCCGCCGCUGUCCCAACUGUCCCCGCUGGCUCCGCUGGCAACGCUCUCUACGCUGUCGCCUCUAGCACCGAUCUCGCAGGCCGCUCCCGCUGAAACCGUCUGCUGA
Molecule: messenger RNA, 3399 nt
Organism: Parnassius mnemosyne (clouded apollo)
Lineage: Eukaryota; Metazoa; Arthropoda; Insecta; Lepidoptera; Papilionidae
Source: the annotation of a GenBank genome assembly